AUGUGCUGCCACAGAGCCGGCAGAGAGCGAGGGAGAGAAGGAUGAGUGGAUAUCAGCGCUGACUUAGAAGCCUAUCGUUUUCUGUCAUUUCUACGCUGUCCCGGGAAGCUCCUUCUCUCCUUUCUCUCUUUUUGUGCCUUUCUCCAGUUUCUCUCGGACCAGAGCCCGACUGACGGAACGUGUUCCAAGAGGCCCAGCCUGCAGCCCCGACUUCAGGAGCCCUUACCGGCUCGCCACGUCGCGAUGGGCUGCACGACAGGCCACCUGGCUUGCCAACCCCAGGCCAACGCGGGGCAGGAGGGUCACUCGCUGGAGGCGGGCGGGGCCAAAGUGCCCGAGGUGCUGUCCUCUCUGGAACGCCUGUCCCAGGCCACCGGUGGCAUGGAGAAGUCCUGGUACCGCUGCAUCUUUCCCUUCGGGAUCAUCUCCCUGGUGAUCGGUGUGGCAGGAACCGGGGUGACCUACACCUACAACGACCUGCCUCAGACUAAAGUGGUGUCCGUGGUUCUGCUGGUCAUGGGCCUUUUGCUGCUGCUGAUGGCCACCGCCUGUUGGAUUGUCCACAAGAGGAAGAGAAGGAAAAAGAAAGAGGGAGGCUCGUUCUCCUCUGAGCAGUGCCCCCUGUGAAGCACACGGGGAAAUCAGCGGUGGGAACUGGAAAGUAGAGACAUGGCCACUGCCGGGAGAGAUCACGGGGGUUGGCUGAAGCAGCCGAAACUUUCCCUCCUCUCAGCGCAUAAAUCCCCUCUAUCCUUUAUCACAGUUUGGCUCAGCAAAUACCGGAAAAGAACCAAAGUGGAGAAAUCAUAGAGCGUGGAAGGAGAGAUGGGCAGGAAGUAUCUGUUUAGUCUGUAAAGUUUGGAUCAUUUUGGAUUGACGAGGAGCCAUCACCAAUGCCUCACAUGCUCUUUUAUCAUCAGACCGCAGGUGUCCAGUGUCAAAACAACCUCAGAGGAGACACACACACACACAAAUAUGCAUUGCACACUGCAUGCAUAUUUACUCGCACGGACACACGGCACGCCGCAGUCCUCGCUCACACAUGCACCGGCAGUCAAAGUGGGAGCUCGCGCAGGACACCCAACCCGCUAUGCAGGGCUGCUGCCGGAGUCAAUGCCGGCGUCACCAGGCACGUCAGUCACAGCAUUCCCCCUGCCGGGACAGGUGACUCUCCAAGAGGUCAGAAGUGGGCCAAAGACGGUAACCCGAUACCGGGGGCCAAAAGAGCAGCGCGCCCGCGUCAGCGCCCAGCGUCAUUCACUCGUCCUGUGACACCGCAGCAAUGUGUUGGGAGCUUUUUUUACGCAAUGGGAGAGUGGAACUUGAGUCCUGCAGGAUCUUGUUGGCAUCUGUGCGAACGAUGAGCCGGAGAGAGAGGGCGGAGGAUCCGCCCUGGGGGAGAGAAAGGUGUCUGAGAGUCUGAACUGAAAGUCUGUCGGGAGCCUUGGACUUAAAAUGCUGCAAACGAAGGAUUUACACAUGUAGCCGCCGCGUCCACGCCAAGCGAGAGGGGCUCCUCCGAAAGGCCUUUGGCGGCCUCAGCUCCCCGCUGCGAGUGGGGGCCGCUGACUUUCCGAUCGCCCUCCUUUCAACGUGCGCACAUUCACGCCUCCUCCCGCCUACUGUCUUCGCGGGCCACCUCGACCCCACACAGGACAGUUCAGGAUUACUGAAGGACACUACGCCAGAGGACAUGCCACUGCGGGGACACUUUAACUGAUCCCGCUCCCCUCGGGGGGGGGCCCCUCCCUCUUGGUGCCUUGAGCAAGCACUCAUGGAAAAAGGCUCUGUUGCAUUCCGCCGUUUCCAUCUGAACCUCUGAGAAUUUACCCCCUUGUUCUCUCUCUCUCUCUCUCGCUCUCUCUGUCUCUCUCUCUCUUUACGCCCAACAGGACUCUCCUCAUUCAUCACACAUGCCUUCCUCCGCCCUAAAUCCACAGUUUCAGACUUGAUUCCCCCCCCAUUUCACCAUUGUUAUAUAGUCAAGCCGCACACACUUAAAUGUAACGCUCAUAGCCCACAGACAUUUAUCUUUAUUACUCCUUGCCAAAGAAAAUGGGAUAAUUUUGCUCUCAUGGUGGAAAGUAUUGAAAACCUUGUACAAUCACUCACUCGAAAUGUUUCUGGGGUUGCCGCUUCGCUUACUUCUCCUUCGCAAAGAGAGAGUGAAUGUCGCCGCGCUCAACUCCACAGCUGUAAAUAGGUGCUUUCUGUUUGCGUGGUCUCACGGGAUGAGACACACUAUGGCAUUGUAGUCUCGUUUUAUAUUUUCUCCUCACUGAAUGUAACACGGGAAAGAAAAUAGAGAUCACAGAAGUAGAAAAGGCAAAGAAAAAUGUAUGCGAAACAAAAGGAGCCUAGCCCAUUUGUCUUCAUGUAAAAGGGCCACGUAAAAGCACUCCUUUACCCCUUGAGAACUGCUUUCGGUCACCGUUUCAGUGUGCAUUUUAGAUGUCCUGUUGCAUACUGAUUGUCCCUACAAACUCUGUUAAACGAGGAAAAGGAAGGGAAGGCCGAGGGGACGAGGAGGCAGUAAUGUUUUAAGACAAAAGCAGAGCUUGGGGGUCAUUCCUUUUACUUGUAGGUGGUAGUGGGGAGAUGUCCCUGCAGGUGGAUGGCAUAAGUCAAACCCUGAGCAGAGCAGUAUUAUUCUUAGAUUCUUAGGGCGUAUAAUGAAUUGCUGGCAGCAGCAAUCACGAUGCCAAGUUAAUUGUUGUGUAGCACGUCUUUAUGUACUGACUAAAAAACAUGUUGAGUAUGUUCUUUCUUAGCUCAGUGCAGUGAAGAACAUUGUGCUUGCAUACUUGUACUUGCCCGACUUUCAAGCUAUAUCGUGACGGUGAGUUGGCACUAAAUGUUAAUGACUGGUGACCAGAAUUUGUUUGUUGGAGAUGUGAAGUGAAUUCCCUUCUGCCUUUUGAAAAACUAAAGGGAAGGUCUACCUCUCUGUGCUGCGGGGGACGUACCUCCCUCACCCAGUAGACAGCCUCGCUGUCUGUGCACGCUGUUUGUCACUAACGAGUGACGAGAAGUUUGUGUGCCCUCUAAUAUUUGGUGCUGUAUAUAUGACAAUUUUAUAUUUUUACUGUAUAUUUCUACUCAUAUGUACAGUUUAUUUGUUGUAUUAAAAUGAAUGUUACCCGAA
Molecule: messenger RNA, 3145 nt
Organism: Pungitius pungitius (ninespine stickleback)
Lineage: Eukaryota; Metazoa; Chordata; Actinopteri; Perciformes; Gasterosteidae
Product: transmembrane protein 100
Exons: 1
Coding region: 244-627 (127 amino acids)
Biological process (GO): cellular response to BMP stimulus
Cellular component (GO): plasma membrane
Source: RefSeq, a predicted model, not a curated record